This is a messenger RNA of Rotaria sp. Silwood1, 930 nucleotides long. The record is from the annotation of a GenBank genome assembly. NCBI's taxonomy places the organism in Eukaryota, Metazoa, Rotifera, Eurotatoria, Philodinida, Philodinidae.
AUGAGCGAUCACGACGAUUAUGAUCGAGAUGAUGAGUCUUAUGCUAGAUCAUCUCGAGAAAGACGACGUAAUCAUAAUGAUGAUAACGGUAGCAGUCAUUCUCAUCGAUCAUCGAGCAAACGUCAUUCAAAAUCAAGUACAAAAGAUAUAUCAGGUAUUGGUAAAAAAGUAGCUGAAAAAAGUGGUGGCCUUUUUUCACCUGAAGAUUGGAUGUGUAAAAGUUGUGGAAAUAUUAAUUGGGCACGUCGAACAACUUGUAAUAUGUGUAAUAUGCCAAAAUUUCAAAAGGCUGAAGCACGAACAGGUGCUGGUGGUGGAUAUAAUGAACGUGAUAGUGUUGAAUAUAACGAACGUCAUGAUGAAUCAGAUGGCGAAUAUGAUGAAUUUGGACGUAAGAAAAAGAAAUUUCGUAGUAUAACAAAAGAUAAAGAUGAAAAAUCAAGUGAUAAAAAACGAAGUACAACUAAUCCGAAAUCUCGAUCAUUGGGAGAGAAUAAUGAUGAAGAAGGUGGUGGUGGUGGUGGUGGUAAUGAUGAUGAUGAAGAAGAAGAAGAUUUUGACGCUUCAAAAUAUGCAUUAGACACUGAUGAUGAUAGUGAUGAAAAUAAUAAAAAACAUCAAAAAGCAAGUUCAUCAAGUAGUAAUAAAAAAUCAUCUAGUAGUAGUAGUCAUGGAAGACGAAAUUCACGUUCUCGUUCAAAUUCUGCAUCAUCGGAUAGUCGUUCAUCAUCGCGUGAUGGUUAUCAUCGUUCAUCACAUGAUAAAAAAUCUAGCCGAUAUGAUAAAGCAUCUUCUUCAAAUACACAUAAACGUUCAAGUUCACCACGUAGUUCAAAACGAAGUGAUGAUUAUUAUGAACAACGACGAUCAAGAUCUCGUUCACCUGCGAAUACAUCAAGUCGAAAUCAACAAAAGAGUUAUCGUCAUUAG